AUGUCUGGAAGGCUGUGGUCCAAGGCCAUUUUUGCUGACUAUAAGCAGGGUGUACGGAACCAGAGGGAGCACACAGCUCUCCUGAAAACUGAAGGUGUAUAUGCUCGAGAUGAAACUGAAUUCUAUCUAGGCAAGAGAUGUGCUUUUAUGUACAAAGCAAAGAACAACACAGUAACUCCGGGUGGAAAACCUAAAACCAGAGUAAUCUGGGGAAAGAUAACUUGCACUCAUGGAAACAGUGGCACGGUUUGUGCCAAAUUUGGAAGCAACCUUCCUGCUAAGGCCACUGGACACAGAAUCCGUGUGAUGCUGUACCCUUCAAGGAUUUAA
Balaenoptera acutorostrata (minke whale) is the source of this 330-nucleotide messenger RNA. Its product is annotated as 60S ribosomal protein L35a-like. NCBI's taxonomy places the organism in Eukaryota, Metazoa, Chordata, Mammalia, Artiodactyla, Balaenopteridae. The record is from RefSeq and is a predicted model, not a curated record. Gene Ontology annotation, molecular function: structural constituent of ribosome. The transcript has a single exon. Gene Ontology annotation, biological process: ribosomal large subunit biogenesis; cytoplasmic translation. Bases 1 to 330 code for a protein of 109 amino acids. Gene Ontology annotation, cellular component: cytosolic large ribosomal subunit; ribosome.